UUCAACAUUUUUUUCAACUCAUUAUAAAUUUUCCCCCAGAAGUCUUUCACCUUGGGACACGUCCACCACAUAUGAUAAAAAGUACCUUCUUUUUCUUUACAUUUCCAACACUGAUUAUCAUUUGUAUGAUAGACCUUUGCUAAUUUCACCGAGGUUAAGUACAAUCUAUACAUCAUUUUCAUAAUAUUUUCUUUUAACACAGUACAUGCAGUAAACUUAAUCCCUUUCUUCCACAGCCUUUCCCAAUCUUCCAACAUUAUAUGGUGUCCAACAUCUCUUGCCCAAAGCAGGCUCUUCUUAGACUCUACAGCACAUCUCAAAAAUUACACGUCGGGAGAAUCGCUUGCCAAUCCCAGCAGCCUUCUGCUGCCCCCAGGGAAACAAACAGAAGUGAAGAGAAAGUUAGAGAUGAGAGAAGACUUUCACUUCUCAAAUGGCAUCAGCACAGUCAAGGGAGGGUUUUUACUCAUGCAUGGCUGACUCCACGUGGUCUCCACAAGCUUCUGCUUACUGGAACCAGCGGCGACGAAACCCCUUUUCAGCAGAGACCAAGUGACUUCCCUCCAAAGUACCAUAAGUCACUCUCGGGUGCCGCGAGAGCAGUGACCCGGGUUCUCCCAUCCCCAGGAUGUCUCAGGAUGUGACCUACGUGGACCUGAGAUUCGGGAAGGUUCCUCUGGAGAAGAUCCAGCGGCAAGAGACAAAUGAGGAGGAGCUCACCUACGAGAACGUCCAGGGAGCCAGGCCUGAGGAAGAAAAGGCCCCCAGCAGCUUAGAGCCUGCAAAAGGGCCGAGGCGUCAAACCUACUAUGCAGCCGUGGCCCUCCUGGCAGUCUCCCUCUUCUUCUUUGCCACUACUGUCGGAUUCGUAGUCGGUUACUGGCAGGUCUCCCGGCAACUAGGCGAGGCUUCCCAAGCCCACGCCGCAAACAGCAGCGCCCUGGCCCAGAGGAUCAGAACCCAGGAGGAGAGCCUGGCUGAGGCCCGGGAGAUGCUACGAGAAGCCGAGGCGGGACUCAAACGCGCCGGGGAAGAGCUGAGGCGAGCAGAGAGCAAUCUGACCUUCCUGCAUCAGGACCAGGGCAGACUGGAAGAGAAGAACCGGGAGAUGGAGACCAAUCUGAUGCACGCCAGAUCUUGCCAGCAGAUCGGCUGCUGCCCCCCUCAGUGGAAGCUUUUCCGAUGGAAAUGCCUGUGGGUUUCAGCGGAAAAGAGGACUUGGGCAGAAAGCAAGACUGACUGUGCGAACAACAAAUCCCUGCUGCUUGUUUUGAGAGAUCCCUGGAGUGCUGAGGAGCUGCAGCGUUCCCAAGUCUUAAUGAAUUCUCUGCAUUCAACACCAUUUUGGAUUGGGCUGAAAGGAAUAUUGAGAUGGGUGGAUGAUUCACUCUAUUCAGGACCUCUGGAACUUAAACGUAAGAAGGAGUGUGUGCAAGUGAGCCAAGAAGGCCUGAAACAAGAAUCCUGUGGCAGAAAGUCUCUGUACAUCUGUCAAAAGAUAGCCAAGUCCAGUCCCUGGUCAUGAACAGCUGAGAGUCAGAACCGUUUUUGAUCUGCUGCAAAUCACCCAGAGAUCUUGCAGGAGGUCCAGAUCUAUCUCCUCCUACCCCCUGGUCUGUCUGGUGGUGUGACCGCUCUUUUUUUACAAGAUGCUCAUGGCCCCAGCCCAUGCACACACCUUUCCCAGUAUUCAAACAAAGGCUAAAGACAGCAAUCGAUAUCCGUGUUUUUGUGAUACUGCCUAU
Molecule: messenger RNA, 1745 nt
Organism: Podarcis raffonei (Aeolian wall lizard)
Lineage: Eukaryota; Metazoa; Chordata; Lepidosauria; Squamata; Lacertidae
Product: B-cell differentiation antigen CD72-like
Exons: 7
Coding region: 629-1525 (298 amino acids)
Cellular component (GO): plasma membrane
Molecular function (GO): transmembrane signaling receptor activity
Source: RefSeq, a predicted model, not a curated record